Molecule: messenger RNA, 1052 nt
Organism: Darwinula stevensoni
Lineage: Eukaryota; Metazoa; Arthropoda; Ostracoda; Podocopida; Darwinulidae
Source: the annotation of a GenBank genome assembly
AUGUGCCCAGGGAACCUUGUCACCUGCUCAAUUGAUAUAGUGGUCAAUGAGGUUCUAAGAGGGAUCAAGAAGGGAACAGAAACAAAUAUGGGUGACUCAAAUCCUCAUGGAGAACAACAGUACUUGGACUUGGUGAAGAGAAUCCUUGAGUCAGGAGAAGAAAGAGAAGACCGUACUGGUGUAGGAACCCUAUCAGUUUUUGGGGCACAGAUGAGGUUCUCUCUAAAUGAUGGACACAUUCCAUUACUCACUACCAAGAGGGUGUUUUGGAGGGGAGUUUUGGAGGAACUUCUCUGGUUCAUUCGCAGUUCUACAAAUGCCAAGGAGCUUCAAGAAAAAAGAGUGCACAUAUGGGAUGGAAAUUCAUCUCGUAAAUUCCUUGAUUCUCUGGGCUUCCAUCAUCGAGAAGAAGGUGAUUUGGGUCCUGUCUAUGGCUUCCAAUGGAGGCAUUUUGGAGCUAAAUAUCAAGGUAUGCAUAGUGAUUACACUGGACAAGGAGUGGACCAACUUCAAAAUUGUAUCAAUGACAUCAAGAACAAUCCCUGGAGUCGCCGGAUAAUUCUGUGUGCAUGGAACCCUCAAGAUCUACCUCUGAUGGCUCUACCUCCAUGCCAUCUUCUCUUCCAGUUUUAUGUAGGAGAGGGAGGGAAGUUGAGCGGUCAUUUGUACCUCCGCUCUGCUGACAUGGGACUUGGGAUUCCUUUUAACAUUGCUUCAUACUCCCUCCUCCUCUCAAUGGUGGCACAUGUCACUAAUCUCAAGCCUCAUGAGCUGAUUGUGUCUCUUGGAGAUGCACAUGUGUACAAGACCCAUGUGGAUGCCCUCAAAGAGCAGAUCUUGAGGGAACCAAGACCAUUCCCCAAACUCCAAUUCAAGAGAAAGGUGCCUUCCAUUGAUGACUUUGUUGCAGAAGACAUUGAGAUUGAGAACUACAAUCCUCAUCCAAAGCUGAAGAUGGAUAUGGCUGUUUGAGGAAGCUGGCAACUUUAUUUUUCCUUUUGUGAGCAUCAGCAAUGGCUCCGUCUACAUUCCUGAACAUGACAUGUGCCAGC